Molecule: messenger RNA, 2109 nt
Organism: Dromiciops gliroides (monito del monte)
Lineage: Eukaryota; Metazoa; Chordata; Mammalia; Microbiotheria; Microbiotheriidae
Product: cell division cycle 5-like protein
Biological process (GO): regulation of transcription by RNA polymerase II; mRNA splicing, via spliceosome
Cellular component (GO): spliceosomal complex; Prp19 complex
Molecular function (GO): RNA polymerase II transcription regulatory region sequence-specific DNA binding; DNA-binding transcription factor activity, RNA polymerase II-specific
Source: RefSeq, a predicted model, not a curated record
AUGAACUUGAAAUGCUUUACACAACAGCCAAACACACGGGGAAAGAAGGCCAAGAGGAAAGCAAGGGGGAAACAAUGGAAAGAAGCUAGGCUCUUUGUUGCCCUCCAAAGAAGAGAACUUCGAACAGCAGGCAUAGUGAAGGGAUUUCAGAAGAAACGGAAAAAGGAGAGCGGAGUAGAUUAUAACGCAGAAAUUCCAUUGGCCAAAAAGCCUACUCCAGGUUUUUAUGACACGUCUGAAGAAAGUCAUCAGACACUUGGCGCUGACUUGGGCAAGUUACGACAAGCAGAUCUCCACGGGGAGCUGAGAUCCGAAAAGGAAAGGAGACAGAGGAAGAAAGACAAAGAACACUGGAAAAGGAAAAGGGAGUCGGAUUUGCCGUCAGCUCUUCUCCAGACCAGCGGAGUAGCAGCAUCGACCAAGAAGAGAAGCAAAUUAGCCCUUCUUGCACCUCAGAUAUCGAAGGCUGAACUUCAGCUAGUUGUCAAAGCUGCGCAGGCAAGUGAAAUGCCUCGUGAAACAGCCCAGGAAUCUGGCCCCGUGGAUUCUGCUUCCAGGACUCUUUUGUCGGAAUAUGAUGUCACCAACGAGAGGAGCGCUCUCAGGCCCCCCAGAACUCCGGCUGGCCCAGAUCGAAUCCUGCGGGAUGCCCAGAACUUGAUGGCUCUCACCAACGUGGACACCCCACUGAAAGGGGGUCUUAAUACACCACUGCAGGAGAGUGACUUCUCCGGAGUGACUCCGCACCGUCAGAUCCUGCAGAAGCCAAACACGGUCCUGUCUACGCCAUUCCGGACCCCUAACCGCGGAACCGAAGACUGGACUCCUCGCCGAGGCAUGACUCCUAAAGCGGCUCUCGGCAAUCCCUAGGGUAGGUCUCCUCUACGGGACAAACUGAGCAUCAAUCCGGAAGAGGGGUCGGCAGCUUACAAUGACCCCUCCUUUGUGAAGCAGGCAGAGAGAGAAUCUCGCGCACUUCUGCGUCUAGGCUUCAUGAGCCUUCCUGCUCCUCAAAAUGACUUUGAGAUUGUGCUACCAGAAAAGGCUGAGGAGCAGCCAGAAGGCUGUGAGGUCGCGGAGCCUUUUUGAGAAGAUACACCUGAUGCCGAGGCUCGAAAGCAGGCUCUCCCAGGAGCGGAGCCUGUCCAGGAAUUCAAGCCAAUGCACAAAGCUGUUCAGAAGGAUCUGCCCAGACCUUCAGACGUCAACGAAUCUCUCCUAAGACCCCUCGGUGUGGAACGACCACUAACAGAACUCGAGACAAGUGAAGAGCUCCGGAAAAGAGAGAUGAGCACGCUGCUUCAUUAUGAUCUUCGGCAUCAUCCUUACGGAGGACGAGCUGGAAACCGAAAGGGGAAAACGCUAGGAUGUGGAAGUCCUGGUCCUGAGCACAGAACUCCCCCAGAACACCAUGCCUAUGAGACCUUCUCCGAAGAGGAACUGAAGCAGGCGCACGACCUUUUGGCACGGGAGAUGGGAGUGGUCAAGCAAGGAAUGGGCCACGGCGAGCUGUCCCAUGAAGCUUGUGCCCAGGUGUGGCAAGAAGGUUACAGUCAAGUGUUAGAUCUUCCUGGGCAGAGCCAAUACACACGAGCCAACUUGGCGAGCACAAAGGACAGGAUUGAAUCGCCUGAAAAGAGACUUGAGAUCACUAGGGCUUACAUGACCACAGAAGCCAAGAGAGCUGCAAACCUGGAAAGGAAGAUGAAGAUUUUACUUGGUGGCUACCAGUCUCGAGCCAUGGGACUCAUCAAACAGUUGGAUGAUUUAUGGGACCAAAUCGAGCAGGCUCACUUGGAGCUUGGUACUUUGGAGGAGCUCAAGAAACGUGAGGAUUCAGCAAUUCCCAGGAGGUUGGAAGGUCUACGAGAAGAAGUCCAGCGGCAGCAGCAGAGAGAAAAGAAACUUCAGCAGAGAUAUGCAGAUUUGCGGCUGGACAGAGGCUUUACAGUCAAAAUACCUAAACAUCGUGUGCAUUUAGUUGCAGAAAGAGUCAGGGGCUGCUUCCCAUCCUCUGCAGGAAAGAAGCUGCUGUCUCUGGUCAUCAAAUCACGUGCUGCUCUUGGUGGAGCAAUUUGGAACUCUGCCCAAAGGGCUAUAGAAUUGUGA